Guyanagaster necrorhizus is the source of this 1012-nucleotide messenger RNA. RefSeq names its product HSP20-like chaperone. The record is from RefSeq and is a predicted model, not a curated record. Lineage: Eukaryota; Fungi; Basidiomycota; Agaricomycetes; Agaricales; Physalacriaceae. The transcript has 3 exons. The coding region runs from base 248 to 625 and encodes 125 amino acids.
GUCUCAACCAUCCUCCCACACAUCUAAACCCAAGCCCUCGGCUAAGCCUACACCCAAGCAGAAUCCCGAUCUUUAUCGAAUUGCUAGUGCUCUUGCUGGACAGAAAAUCAAGGAAUUAUGCACCAAGGGUCUUAUAACAGUGAAUUCCGUCAUUGACACACAAGUGACACGUCCUCGUCGCUCUCCUCACGAGCACAUGUUUACACCAAGAAUGGAUGUCCUAGAUGACCCAGCGUCGUCAAAUAUCAUGGCGACGUUCGAAAUUCCUGGCGUCCGAGCGUCCGAUAUGAACCUGUCAAUCGUCGACGGCCAUCUCAUCAUUCAAGGCGAGCGGCGGUCUCGCUUCACAGCCAACGGUUCCGCCGAUACGGACACGCGGCCUGACGGCGGUGUGUCGUCUACCGAUAUCAUGGACACUGACAGCAAACCGUCCAUUCAAUUUCCUGUCAGAGAGCUCAGAUACGGACGAUUCUACAGAAGUUUCAAGCUGUCUAACACCGUCCAACAAACUGACAUAACGGCGUCGAUGGUAGAAGGCAUGCUCACAGUGACUUGGCCAAGGUCCAAUCCAGAUCUCGCUACCGAGGUGCCUGUCGGAAAUGGGGAACUAGUUCAGAUCAAGUAAUGCACCUAUUACGGAUUCUCUUUCAUUACAGUAUCGACGCAUGAGUUUAGUUAAGCGCCAGUCUUCUGAAUCGUUCCCCAUAGCGGUGUAAUUGACAUCCACAAAAAUACUGCGGUUCAAAUCUCGAUAUCACUUCCCCAACUCACCCCCACUCUUCUUGGAUCAUCGCGUCCUUAUUUGGAUCCUUCUCAUUUUUCUGGGUUGCUUGAAUUCCCUGUUCUACUUUUACUACUUCUCUGUAAUGAUCUCAACUCAGCCUUUCCUGUUCUACCUACUCACAUGCUUCUGUAGCCUGUACUGUACCACCCUUUUGCUAUAUCCAUCAUCCACGACUACUGUAUUGUAUGUUUCACAGCACCAUUGAAUAGAUACAUCCAUUGAAACUUA